Messenger RNA from Girardinichthys multiradiatus, 4852 nucleotides. Its product is annotated as metal transporter CNNM1-like. Gene Ontology annotation, molecular function: transmembrane transporter activity. Gene Ontology annotation, cellular component: plasma membrane. The transcript has 10 exons. Bases 684 to 3386 code for a protein of 900 amino acids. NCBI's taxonomy places the organism in Eukaryota, Metazoa, Chordata, Actinopteri, Cyprinodontiformes, Goodeidae. The record is from RefSeq and is a predicted model, not a curated record. Gene Ontology annotation, biological process: magnesium ion homeostasis; transport.
AGUCCUUUAUUUUCUCCUAGUUCUUUGAGUGAAUUUUGAACAAAAGCAAUUUGGGGUGUUUAAAUAUCACUUUUAUGAUUUGCAGCAGAGAUUGUCAGUAAGUUGUUGCAAAGUUUCUCCAGUAUGUAUGUAUACAUUCAUAUUUUCUGUGUAAAUCCAUGUUCUCCUAGGGCCCAGGCCAGUAGGAUGUGGUCCUAAGCACCUGCGAAGUCCGCGUAUACCUUGGAUUGGUCCUGACGAAGAACUUAAGAAUGCCUUGAAACAUUUCCUCAACAAAGGAUUAGAAGGAAAGUUGUUUGCUGUAAACUAUAAAUGAGAAAAGACGUUUAUACACUGGCUGCUGUAUAGUGUUACUGUUUAACCCUGCAUUAACUUGCAGGAUUACAUCAUUCAGACGCAGAGUUUUAUUAAAUGUAUAAAUCGAAGACCGAAGUAUCUCCAGCGGCUGAGCUGCUUGUAAACUCCUGCACAGCGGCUGUGAGGUUCAGGUAAGAAGCUCGCGGCUAUUAUUAGACAGUGACGUAAUGGCGCUGUUGGUGCAUCUCCUCCUCCGUGUUGCAUCGGCAGAAUCAGUACGGUUACAACGGAUUGCUGACGGUCCCUCCUUUUCCCACAUGGACCGGAACCAGGCGGAACCACGUGAUUCCAGAUCCCCUGACUGAGCCAGUUCAUCACACCGCAUCAUGGCUGCGGAGGAUGCGGCCACGCGGUGCUACCUCAGGUUCCCGCAGUCAUGCGGGACUCCGCUCUCUCCGUCCCGCUGUCUGUGGAUCCUGCUCUGCCUCUGCUGGCUGCUCCCCGGUCCUUCUCUCUGCUUGCUCGGCUUUCGUCCGGAGCGGACCGGAGCGGAGCUGUCCGUGGACGACGGGGUGCUGAAAGCCACGGAGGGGACUCGCUUCAUUCUGCGGGUGUACUACUCCACAUCCCCGCAGAGGCUCAAUCGCACAGCGGGGACUCGCGCCAACAAUGCCGCGCCCUGGAUCGCCUUCAUCGAGGAGCCAACUCCUGGCAGAGAGGGACAGGUCCAUCCUAAGAGGAACAUGUGCAUGGACAAGAACGCCAGGACAUCCGACAUCGAGGUUUUAGGUUCUUUUAAGUCUGCUUCCAGUCAGAACUCAGUGCUGGUCGAGCUACUGGCCAAGGACCUACGAAGGGGGGAGAAGAUUAAGUACUAUUCAAUGUGCGCUUUCGAUGGAUCCAAGUGGGAACACUACCGGACCAGAGACUUCUGGGUUGCCGUCACAGAGCGCUCUGCUGUGCCGGAGCUCUGGCUGCAAGUCCUGGUCUCCAUCCUCCUGCUCGGGUUGUCGGCUCUUUUCAGCGGACUGAACUUGAGCCUGUUGGCGCUGGACCCGGUGGAACUACAAGUCCUUCAGAACAGCGGCACCGACACGGAGCAGAGCUAUGCGCGGAAAAUCGAGUCUGUUCGUCGGCAUGGGAACUACGUCCUGUGCACACUGCUACUGGGGAAUGCGAUCAUCAACGCAUCUCUGGCAGUGUGGAUGUGCCAGAUCCUGGGGAUGACCUGGCUGUCCACGGUCAUUUGCGCAUUUGGCAUCUUCUUCAUCGGUGAGAUUCUUCCGCACUCAGCGGCUUCGCGUCACGGUCUGGCUAUCGCGGCCAAAACCAUCUGGGUGACGCGGCUGCUGAUGGUGCUCUCCUUCCCCAUUUCCUACCCCAUCAGCAAACUGCUGGAUCUCAUUCUCAACCAGGAGAUCUCAAACUUCUACACCAGAGAGAAACUCCUGGAGAUGCUGCGCGUCACAGACCCGUACCACGAUCUCGUCAAAGAGGAGCUGAACAUCAUCCAGGGAGCGCUGGAGCUGCGCACCAAGACCGUGGAGGACGUUCUGACGCCGCUGACCGACUGCUUUAUGUUGGCAUCGGACGUGAUGCUGGAUUUCAACACCAUGUCAGAGAUCAUGCAGAGUGGAUACACCAGGAUUCCGGUGUUCGAGAACGAGAGAUCCAACAUAGUGGACAUCCUGUUUGUCAAGGACUUGGCCUUCGUGGACCCGGACGACUGCACUCCGCUGAAAACCAUAACCCAGUUCUACAAGCACCCGCUGCACUGCGUCUUCAACGACACCAAGCUGGAUGCGAUGCUGGAGGAGUUUAAGAAAGGAAAGUCCCACCUUGCCAUUGUGCACCGGGUGAACAAUGAGGGCGAGGGCGACCCAUUCUAUGAGGUUAUGGGCAUUGUGACUUUGGAAGAUGUGAUUGAGGAAAUCAUCAAAUCAGAGAUUCUUGAUGAGACGGACCUCUACACUGAUAAUCGCACAAAACGGCGUGUUUCCCACCAUGAGAGAAAGCAGCAGGACUUUUCCAUCUUCAAGCUAUCGGAAAAUGAAAUGGAAGUCAAGAUUUCCCCCCAGCUUCUCCUGGCAACACAUCGCUUCCUCAUGACAGAGGUGGAACCCUUUAAACCUGCGCACAUCUCAGAGAAGAUCUUGCUGAGGCUGAUCAAACACCCCAGUGUGGUCCAGGAACUCAAAUUUGAUGAGAAGAACAAGCGAGCUCUGCAUCACUUCCUUUUCCAGCGCAACAGACCGGUGGACUACUUCAUCUUAGUUCUUCAGGGCCGAGUUGAGGUGGAGUUUGGUAAAGAAGCACUGAAGUUUGAGAACGGAGCUUUUUCUUACUUUGGGGUACCUGCCAUCAUGUCAACUGCCCACAGAUCGCCCUCUCACAGCAGUGGCUUGGAGCGCUCUGAAUCCAUGUUGUAUGCUGGAAGCAUGGGCCAGCUGAAUGGAGGGGGGAGCUUCUACCUGCCAGACUACUCUGUGAGGCAGCUCACUCCCCUGCAGAUCAUCAAGAUCACACGGAGCCACUACCAGAACGCACUAACAGCCACCAGGAUGGACAGCUCCCCCCAGACUCCUGAUGCUGAAACCCACCUGGCAGAGGCCAACACCCUGACCCCAGAUCCUUCAGCCACACACCACACUGCUACGCUCAUGCCCUUCGAGCCAACCACAGCCACCCUUCUUCCCCCACCCAGGGAGCCCAGUCGGCCCAGCUCUGCCCGGACAAGAGGACAGCAGUCCAGCGUCCCACACAGCACCUCUGUGCUGAAUGAGAAGAACCGUAUUGUCCGCAGUAAGUCUGACGGCCAGAAGAGUCCCAGUGAUUCCGUGUUUCUCAGGAUGGACGAGAUCCCAUACAUCAGAGAAGAUAGAUCAGAGAUGGAAACACACUCAGACAUGGCCUCUGUUCCCAUAGAAACAGACACAUCGCCUUUCAUCAGCAGCCUGUCACUGAGUGGCUCAGAGGACACACUGGGCAAGAAACUGCUGCUCAAACUUAGUCACAAGAAACGGAAAAAGUCCCGUGAAGGAGACAAGACCCCAGAGGACAUUUCAGAACAGCCACUAGUGAAAACCUAGCAGUGUCUGUAAAACAGAGCAGAAGACUCCAUGUGAAGACUACAACCAUCAGAGUUUUAUCUGAGACAUACUCCUCACACAUGCUCUGUUGGUGACUUAAAGUAAACCUACCAGGAAUGUGCUGCAGGAGUUGGUGAAUAACGUCACUUUUUAACUUCAGGUUGUGAAUUAGAAAUAGGCACUAAACCAUAGCUUCUCAUCUUUACCACUUCACAUUUUUCACAUCCAGCUCAAACACAGUGGGUAAAAUAAGUGUUGAACAAAUGAACUUUUUUUGUUUAAAUAUAUUUCUAAUCUUUCAGUUGACAUGACGUUCACACCAGAUGUCAGUAACAACCCAAGUCAGCCACGCAUACGGAACAAAUUAGUCCAUAAAUUAGAUUAUGUGUAAUGAAGUGGAAUACCGCUGGGCAAAGGAAACCAGCUCAAAUCUGUAUUUAAGAAGCAUUCCUGCUGCUGUGUGCAAACCAAUAUCAGCUGGUUUAAUAUUAACUGAUGGCCUAUAAAAAGGUUUUUUAUUACAAAAGGAUCGCACAGAGUGGUACAAUUGGUAAAAGCAAAGCAACCCUCACAAAAAAGUAUUACUGUUAGAAAAUAAUCUUAAUGUGGGAAACAUAAAAAUAGGAAUGGUUGAAGGUGCAUUUCCAAACUUCUGGAUAUUCCAGUAAGCUGUGAUAGACCCCGAAUUAUGAAGUGAAAAGACCAUUAUUUUAACAUAAACCAGCCAUCACCCGAUGCCCCACUUAAGGUUUCUGUAAGAAGAAUGAAAAGAUUGAAAAAACAGGUUGUCCAAGAGUCAAGGAGCACUUGCAGAGAACUUCAACAAAGAUCUGGAAGUAGCACGUUCUGUUAUUCCCAUGAAAACACUAAGUAAUGACCUCAGCUGCAGUGGCAUCAAUGCACAAGACUCUCCUGCUGAAGAAAAGGCCUGCUGAAGCUUGCUUAAAAAUUACUGCAAAAAUUUGGAUAAUCCAGCAAAAUGCUAAGGGUUCAUCCGUGGGUUUGACUCCUGGCCCAGUCGACAUUUGCUGCAUGUCUUCUUCCUUUCCCCACCCUUUUCCUGUCAGCUUACUCUUGAAUAAAAAAGGGAAAAAUAAGGCCCACUUGAGAAAAAAAAGUGAGCUUUUUGCAUGUCAUUGUACACACCAUAUUAGGAGGAAGAAUAGUAUCCCCACAUUAUUCCAAAGCACCAUGCUCAAAGGUAGGUUUUCAGCUGGGAACAUUAUACUGUGGACUGCAUAACAGCAUACGGCAUGUAAUUGUAAGGAACAAUGAAUGGAAAAAAGUACUGCAGUAUUCUUGAUAAAAAUCUGAAGAUGAAAUAAUUGUGGAUUUCCAAGCAAGACAAUAGCCCCAAACACACGUACAGGGACCGGAUGGCCCCUAAUAAAGGGCCCCCGAUUCUAUACUCCUGGAGCACCCCCACAGGGCAUCACGAGGGACACAGUCGAAUGCCUUCUCCAGGU